UAGCUCGACAACGUUUGAGCCAAUCGAAACGGAAACGAAAAUGACUACGGCUAAAAACUUGGUGUGUUUGUCUAUAAUACUGGCUGUGGGCGUGGCUGGUGCCAAGGCAGAGCAGAAGCGGCCCAUCACCGAGACGUGUCUAGUGUGCAUGUGCGAGGCAUUAAGCGGAUGCAAUGCAACAGCUGUGUGCGUCAAUGGGGCAUGUGGCAUCUUUCGCCUUACGUGGGAUCAGUGGGUCGACUCGGGUCGGUUGACAGUCGGUGAGGAGCCGCCGCAAUCGGAGAAUUCCUUCACGAACUGCGCCAAUGAUCCGUACUGCUCGGCGGAUACACUGCAAAACUAUAUGGUCAAAUAUGGGCAGGAUUGCAAUGGGGAUGAGCAGGUGGAUUGCUACGACUACGGCGCCAUACACUAUAUGGGUCCAUUCAAUUGUCAAGCGGAUAUGCCAUACAACUAUGAGAGCAUAUUUAAAAACUGUCUUAAGCGUGCCAAGAAACAACAGCAACAACAGCAGUAAUCAAGAAGUGUCUGGAUUGAUGAAUUUUUAAUAUAUUCUAUUUAUUAUAGUAAAGUACACUCAAUGAUUAGAUGGCAUAUAGUAUAAGGGUUUUCCAGCUAAUAAAAUCACAAUUGCUAUAGGAAAAUGUCAA
Messenger RNA from Drosophila mojavensis, 650 nucleotides. Its product is annotated as lysozyme. Gene Ontology annotation, molecular function: lysozyme activity. The transcript is spliced from 2 exons. The coding region runs from base 41 to 517 and encodes 158 amino acids. The record is from RefSeq and is a predicted model, not a curated record. NCBI's taxonomy places the organism in Eukaryota, Metazoa, Arthropoda, Insecta, Diptera, Drosophilidae.